This is a messenger RNA of Suillus discolor, 675 nucleotides long. RefSeq lists its product as uncharacterized. Bases 191 to 607 code for a protein of 138 amino acids. The transcript has a single exon. NCBI's taxonomy places the organism in Eukaryota, Fungi, Basidiomycota, Agaricomycetes, Boletales, Suillaceae. The record is from RefSeq and is a predicted model, not a curated record.
CUGCCAAUUUUCGAGCUUUUCACAUCGCCAAGGUGAUUGUGCAUCCCUUACGCACAUAACGUUAUACAAAUUUGGUGAAUUCCAUCGUCAGCGUCGACAGGAGCAGGCCCUCGAAGGCCAGGAACUAGCACCUCCACCUCCGCUCCAUGGUCAUAUCAUUCCUCCACCUCUGAAUCUACAUGGUCCUCCCAUGCCUCCGCAUCCACACGGUCUUCCAUUUCCAGGGUCUCAUAUCCCUGGUCCUACUAUGCAUCACUUGUUUCAUCCAGCUCCAUAUAUGCACUCGCCGUACAUUGGUGGAUAUCCCUAUGGGCCAUUGCCCUAUUAUCCAGCUAUGCAGGGUCACGCACAACCCCAAGCAGCAAUUGUUCCACCUACUGGCGAGGUACCUUCAGCAUCUUCGUCUUCCGGUACGACAACUUCUCAUGCUGUAUCCCUGUCCGACUUUUGCACCAAGUAUCGUGUUUCUACCAGUGAUCAAGCGAAGCUCGCGGCUCUCGAAUACCAGCCUGGAAACAGAGCUGUUGAGACGCUCGAUGAGAAGGAAUGGCGGGAAGUAGGUCAAUUUACGAGACUUGGCUGGCAAGCCUUCCUCAUAACGCCAUAAAGUCGGGCACUUGGUCCAAAUGAUUCUGUAGUUUUUGCAUCACCAUUCAACAGGCUAUCCUGUCAUUC